This is a messenger RNA of Pelobates cultripes (western spadefoot toad), 16165 nucleotides long. NCBI's taxonomy places the organism in Eukaryota, Metazoa, Chordata, Amphibia, Anura, Pelobatidae. The record is from the annotation of a GenBank genome assembly.
GCAAGUUCUCAGACUUUUUACAAGGACUCGUUCAAAGGAGGAUUUCAAGGGGAAACUAUAACCUAAUUUCGAAUCACAGGCUGCUUCACAACAAUUCAGAAUGAUGAAUAAAACUUACCCCAAGGUGAGACGGCACAAUCAGUGCAAUAAAUAUGCUUAUUUAGAUAGGGGGGAAACAAUAUUAAUAAUUUAUAAUGAUGUAGCAUUGCUUUAAAGGACAUGGGCAGGUGAGGAUGUACUUCUGUUGUUUGACAAUUCUAAAACUAAUUAAGGAUUGUUAAACAAUGAAACUCCCCUAUAUGAUAAUGCACUACACCUCCCAAAAUUCUUGGGAUGCAAUAGACAGACAGAUAAUCAUGGGAGUUGUAGUAGAACAACAUUUGGGGGAGCUAGACUACCCUGUCGUAGAUGGUGGUUAAAACAACUUGGCAGUUGCAGUAGAUCAGUCUGUGCUAUAGAUAAAUGUUACAUUUUGAACUGUAGACUAUAUUAAUGGGGGUAUCAAAACAUGUCCUUUGGGAGUUGCACCCAAAUUAACAUUUGAUCAUUUAGCAUCCUGCUACAGGACUUUUGAUAUGCAAUGUGCUAAUUGUAAAGGUUUGAGACUAUAAAUUGUCUCAUUGCCAGAGGGGCAAUGAUAUGGGGGGAGGGGGGGGGAAAGAUCCCAACCUUGUACAAAGUGACACUUUUGAUACAUUAUACUUAAAAUAUGACUUGACAGACGUUUGAAAGCAUGGACAUGAAUUUUGGAUUAACCAACUGUCAAAGAUUCGAAAGUUAAUAAAAAAAAAAAAAUUUCGUUUGUUAUUAGAGAAAAAAAGAGGACAUCUUUAUGUCAAACCAUAAUAUGACUUGACAGAAGUUUGGAAUAGCCAACUGUCAAAGAUUCCAAUGUUAAUAAAUUGCUGCAUUACAUUUUUCUUUAGAGUUUGUUAUCAUUACAAAACAGUGGACAUUUUAAUUGAUCAUGCAUGGAUUAUCUGGAGAGCAACAGUAAAGUUAAAAUAGUUUACAGACAAUGUAUACCUUUCUGGCAUAAUAUACCUAAAAGUAUGGCAUUGAAAUGUGGCCAAGUGUGUAAUAUAAAGCCCCGUUAGAUAUCAAAAUCCUUCAUAUCUGAUAGAUCAGAAAAUGCUGGAAUGAGGUGGACUAUGCGCACAGUCAAACUAGCAUGACUACAAAGUGUGUUUGAUAAAAAGGAAUGGUUAUGAUUUAACAACUAGAUUGCAAACUUUAGGUUGUAAGAGUCAAGUUAAUAGAAAAGCUGAAGUGGAAUUAAUUUUGUCUUUAAAGGACCACUCUAGGCACCCAGACCACUUCAGCUUAAUGAAGUGGUCUGGGUGCCAGGUCCAGCUAGGCUCAACCCAUUGUUUCAUAAUUAUAGCAGUUUCAGAGAAACUGCUAUAAUUAUGAAUGGGUUAAGCCUUCCCCCUAAUCCUCUAGUAGCUGUCUCAUUGACAGCCACUAGAAGCGCUUGCGUGCUUCUCACUGUGAAAAUCACAGUGAGAGCACGCCAGCGUCCAUAGGAAAGCAUUGUAAAUGCUUUCCUAUGAGACCGGCUGAAUGCGCGCGCAGCUCUUGCCGCGCGUGCGCAUUCAGCCGGCGGGGCGUAACGGAGGCGGAGAGGAGGAGGAGAGCUCUCCGCCCAGCGCUGGAAAAAGGUAAGUUUUUACCCCUUUUCCCCUUCCAGAGCCGGGCGGGAGGGGGUCCCUGAGGGUGGGGGCACCCUCAGGGCACUAUAGUGCCAGGAAAACGAGGAUGUUUUCCUGGCACUAUAGUGGUCCUUUAACCCUAUAUUUGGCAACAUUUUGGAAUCCUUUAACCAAUUUGCCAUAAUAUUUUGUAAAAAACAGAUACAAUUCUUAUCUUGUAAUACCGUUUUUAUUGAACUAACAGAAUGUUUUAAUGACAAGCUUUCGGGAGAACCUCCCUUUCUCAAGUCUAAAGCAUUUCUGAGCAAGACGACACAUAGAAUUCAAAGUUGAGUUGUGAUACAGGGGUUAAAGCGACAUGUGCAGAUAAGACACAGGUUUGUUAGAAAUGUACCUUCUGAUUUCAAAGAUUUCCAAGGUUUCACUUUUCAGAUGAAAACACUUUAAUAAAUCAUCCUCCGUGGUGUGGUCAAUCUUGCAGAUUGUUUGAAAGACAUAUAAUGGCAUAUGGUGUUUUUCUAUAUAUUGUGUUCUGUCUUCUCCUUCGGGAUCUGUAGCUGCAGGUCAGGUAGCAUCAAAUAUUACUAGAUUAUUACAGGUUGGUACUAACUUGAUGUGUCAAAUUCUAAAUAAGCAGUGGAGUAACAUACCGGAUGAGAAUGUCCCCCUGGGCAGCACAGAGUUGAGAUAAGUAUGUCCUGCUAGAUUAGAAAUCAAAGCACAUAGGAAUAGAAGUGAACUGUUUUUUCAAUUUUUCUACUGAUAGCAAAAAAUUUAAUGAAUCAAGCACUCAUGCAGUACCAACUGUACAUAUUUACUGGAGUCACACCAAGAACAUUUAGGUCCACUCAUGGCUUUUCUUGAGAAAGUGGGAACUACGUGAGUUACUUGAUCCUUUUUUUUUUUCAUAUAAUUUAUGUGGAUUGGAGUUUGCUGUCCAUGUUCUGCCAUAGUCCCGUUUAAAAAACAUCUGAUGAGUGCUGUCCCUAUUUUGUUCGGUGUUACUGCAAUUCUUCUAGCAUGUGUUUAUUUUAAAAAAUGUUAAAAAGGUAAACCAAAGCAGUAUUAAACAGAAGGCCCAUGGUUAGACUGGGACCCCAGAACCAUGAAUUUGCUUGGCUCAAUUCACCAUCUCUAUGUAAAAAAUGAGGAGGGAGACUCCAAAACAGAAACCUGCCUCUUAAGGAAACCAGAUAUAAAAUUACUUUAAUGUUCUUCACUUAUACACCAUGAUUUCUCCAAGGCAUCUUUAAAAGGCCUUGUAGCCUAUAUCAUCUCCACAUUGUUAUCUCAUUGCAUUCCUUUAUUUCUUCCAUUAAUGUAACAUGCAAACACUCGCCUCCAUUCAGUGCUGUUUAUCUAUAGAGCUUUUUAUGUUUAUUUUUCCCUAGGAUAGAGAAUUUGACAACAGUUCAUUUGGUUCUUCAGAGACUAUGCUUCCAAGAAACGAAAAAGGUAAAAAGAUUUUGCCAUACUAAACAAAUGCGUGAAAGAGCUGUCAACCUAGUGAAUAUAAGGGAAAAAUUACAGGGAAACUCUGGGGUAAAAAUCAGCCCCUAUUUAUUAAUGCAUUCUAUAGACAAUACGUUAAAUUAAAAAAGAAAAAAAUGCACACUUUUAAAGUUUCAUUUGAUUCACUGUUAAGUAAGCCUGCUUGUAGUUAUAGGCAGACUCUUUGUACUCUUUGUAACCAGAAAGAUACUUUUAUACUGAUGAAUUGGUCUGUGAACUAUUAGCAGACACAGAGGGGCCACUAUCAGUUCAAUCAGUUCACUCCUAGCGAGGUUUAUUCUUUAGAGCUUAGUCCAAGUUGUUUGCAAAAGGUGAACUAAACUGAUAGCAGACAGUCAAGAUUGGAACGAAGAACCACUGGCCCCCAGUGCAAGAAUAAAAAAGGAUCCCCCUCAUUGAUCCCGUGCUAAGGAGUACACCAAGUGGUAUGUGUGUAGUGGCUGUAAUUUUGGUGGUUGUGAAUGUGUGAUACAUAUGUGUGGAGUUGGCGGAUUGUGAUUGUGAGUGUAGGGCUGGCUGAAUGUGAUUGGGUGUGAGGGCUGAGUGUGAUUAUGUGUGAUGGCUGGUUGAGUGUGACUGUGUGAGAGUUGAGUGUGUUUAAAAAAAAAUAAUAAUAUUAUAUUAUCUUCAGGGGCGUACCUAGAGCAUUUGGCACCCGGGGCGGAUCCUGUGCUUGCCCCCCCCCCAACCCCAAAAAAACAAAACAAAAAAAAACCUGUAAAAAAUGUUAAAGGUUUUCUUUAAUUAAUCCAUACUCCUUAAUUAAACCAUACCCCUUAAUUAAUCCAUACCCCUUAAUUAAUCCACACUAAUUCAUCCACACACCCUUAAUCCACCCCCCUUAAUUGAUACACACACCCAUAAUUAAUCCACACUAAUUAAUCCACCCCCCAUAAUUAAUCCACACUAAUUAAUACACCCCCAUAAUUAAUACAUCCCCCCUUAAUUAAUACACCCCACUUAAUUAAUACACCCCACUUAAUACACCCCCAUAAUUAAUCCACCCCCCUUAAUUAAUCCACUACCAUAAUUAAUUCCCCUUAAUUAAUCCACCCCAUAAUUAAUCCACCCCCCCAUAAUCCACCCACAUAAUUAAUACACCCCCAUAAUUAAUACACCCCCCAUAAUUAAUACACCCCCCUAUGAUCACGAAACGCGUAAGGCGGUACUUAACAUCGGUCCACAGGAGAGCAAGCUGGAACGCAUCCAAAGCCGUAGUGGAAUGCAUGUGGCUGACAGGCAGCUUUCAUACAGCACUCAAUUGGGGGAUCUUUUAGUCAUUUAUUAUAUAUGUGUACAUGUCAGACAGUUUUUGCUAAUAAAUCAUAUUUUUAAUACCAGCUACCUGUUGGCUGCACUGUAUAAAUGACACAGUUCUCUACAUUUUUCACUAUAGUGGGGUCACUAUCUGGUUAUUCAUUCUACUGAUCCCCGAAUGUAUUGUUUUUUGUUUAUAUAUAUAAUUUAAAACCCUUACUAGAUCAAUUAUUCAGUUACUGUUUAUUCCUCUUGCCCGUAUAUGGGAAGAAUAGGUAUAACGGGCUGAUACAAACUAUCCCUUUAGAAUACUGUUGCCAAUCUACAUUUCUUUGAACGUUGUUGCUAAUCCACUUAUACAUAGCAUUUCUAUCAUUUCCACAGAGUCCUGCAACUACUAUUGUUGAUUCAAUAGGUAUCUAAUUUAUACAUUCUCUAACCGCAGGUGGCGGCCAUUUUAGCAGUGACACAGUGGUUUUGGUAACCAUUUCAGGUCUCAUAGCUCAACUUUUUUACCUAUACACCAGGGUACAGUGGUGCCUAUCUACUAAGUUGUUUUUAUCUAUAUGUAAAUUGGAGCAGUGCACUAAAUAGAGACAGUACCGGACUGGGCCACCGGGAAAUUUCCUGGUGGGCUGGGGCACCGGGCAGACAGCUGGUGCGGUUGCAAUUAGGCUGCUGGCAGCCGGAGGGAGACCUGUGCUGUCUUUGCUCUGCUCCCCCGCCUUUACGUGCUACUUAAUGAGACCGGGGAUGGAAUAUGCUGUCAUAUUCUGACCCCGGUCUCAUUAAGCUGCAUGCUGGGGAGCAGAGACAGAACAGCUCCCUAUUCACGCCUACUAUUCGCGCAGCCAGCCGCCCGCCCUGCAUGACCACCCAGCAUGCCGCCGCACACAUCCAUAAUCCUCCAACCUGCCACCCGCCUGAACGACCCCCAGUAUGCCGCCCCCCUGCACAAUCCCCUGGCCGGUCGCCCAUGGGACCCCACAGGUAUCAAUACAAGCAAUAAUGGGUGAGUCAAUCUGUCAGUCUGAGUGUAUGGGUCUGUCAUGGUGUGUGUGUGUGUCUUUCUGUCAUGGUGUAUGUGUCAGUCAUGGUGUAUCUAUGUGUGUGUCUGUCAUGGUAUAUGUGUAGGUCAUGGUGUGUGUCUGUCAUGGUGUGUGUGUCAUGGUGUGUGUGUGUCUGUCUGUCAUAUUAUAUGUGUGUGUCAUGGUGUGUGCGUCUGUCAUGGUGUAUGUGUGUGUCUGUGUGGAUGUUUAGGUUACCAGACCCCUUUCGUUCGCAAGGAAAGAGUGUUUUUACUCACCUUUUUUUUCCCCAAGCCGUGCUGGUCUCCCCUCAAUUGGCCCUGCCUCUAUGGCUGAGAUCAUCAGUUUACAUACCCUUAAAUGGUUGGCCUUGUUACAGACAUACACAGGUUAAAGUGGCAAUAGAAGGUUAAUUUCUCACACCUGUGGCUUUUUAAAUUGCAGUUAGUGUCUGUGUAUUAAGAAUCAAUGAGUUUGUUAGCGCUCACGUGGAUAGAUACUGAGCCAUAGGGAGCAGAAAAGCACUGUCAAAACACCAGCAUAACAAGGUAAUGGAACUUUAUAAAGAUGGAAAAGGAUAUAAAAGACAUCCAAAGCCUUGAAAAUGCCAGUCAGUACUGUACAAUUACUUAUUAAGAAGUGGACAAUUAAACAUAUCACAGACACAGACAUUCCUAUGCGACCACUCCAGAUGCUUCUUCACCACACACCGCUACCCAUCUCAAAAUAUAAAAAGACAUUAGUCAAACACCUACUGAAUGCAGCUAAAACACUCAUCCCUACGCGAUGGCGCACCUCACAGGUACCCACCCUGCAGCACUGGAUGGACAAGGUAGAGGAAAUACACGGAAUGGAACAACUAACCGCCGCAUUAUGUGGCACUACAGAAAAAUACAUGCAGGUAUGGACUCCGUGGAUACUACACAUAUCGGGUGGACCGACCCUGCAGCCUGCACCAGUGACCGAUGCAGACCCGGAACAUGGGCCGCACCGGGUGACGGGACCGUGAGGGAUUAUUUCCUGGCCCCGAGGAGGCAUGCGGCUGGAUGUCGGAUCGUUUUGUGGGGAGGCCGCGUUCCCGGUGGCGAAUGUGUCCUCUUUACCCCUUCCCUCCCCCUCUCCCCCCCUCAGAUAUGCCCCGACCCUUAGUCAAACAUCUAUGAUCGGCCAGUCUAGUUGGUAGCUAAUUCCUGACAAUACAAGGAGAGAUAUGGGAAUAUAGGAUGUCCACGGGCGCAUAAUGGGAGGCAUAAAGGGUCCUAGACCACUCAAGUGGCUGACGGAAGAUGGACCCUAGAAAUUCACCUAGGUACUUAAUCUACAUCAUACCGGUCACCAGACUAGGAUCUCAAAUCCCACCGUUAUUGAACCCAGACGGACCGGAGACAGUACACCUAAUAAGGCCUACUGAUAGCACCGACAAUUGAGAUCUACUCCUAGAGCAGUUCCUUCCAAUCCCCCCAGAGUUAAACCAACCAAGACCCCAUAUGAUUAUUCGAUAAGCACAUAACAGGACAUGACGAUGCUUAAUACGCUGCUUAACCACGUCAGUGAGUUCACAACGAGUCCGACUACCAAGCACCACACUUGCAACCCAUUAUAUGAGACCUCAGACACGCGUAGACAGACUACUUUCUAACAGCAAAAUUCGACAGCCAAGCUUAGCAUGUACACGUUAGUCGGACAGCUGUUACCCUAUCGCAACCUCACGUUCACCGAAUCUGUAAUGUGGUGAGAUUAACAUGCCAUGUCUGGAUGUAUUAUUACCAUACCUGCUUUGUUUUUUAAUAGCAUACCUACUCAGUUAUACUGUAUGCAUGUAAACUAAAGUUGGUGCAAACACGGACUAACUCUUAUACCAUUGCUUGAAACAUGGCUUGUGUUGUAGCGAUAGGCGCAUCUACCAUAAGCUGAGGAUGUACCAUGUCGAAAAAGCUAAACUGUAAUAUGAGACCCCAAAUGUGUUGGAAAACGUACACUCCCUUUUCCUCAUUUUGUACCCCAUUUCAUAAAUGUUUCAAUAAAAAAGAGAUUGACAAAAAAAAAAAAAGAAGUGGACAAUUCAGGGAUCUCUUGAUUCCAACCCAAGGUCAGGUAGACCAAGCGAGAUUUCAGCCACAACUGCCAGAAGAAUUGUUUGGGAUACAAAGAAAAACCCACAGAUAACUGCUCUGGGAAAAGACUGUGUGGUUGUUUCAAGAAGCACAAUACGAUGAUACUUGAACAAAAAUGAGCUGCAAGGUCAGGUUGCCAGAAAGAAGCUUUUACUGCACUAAUGACACACAAAAGCACGGUUACGAAAUGCCUGACACAGCUUCUAGCACACUGUGAUUUGGAGUGACGAGACCAAAAUAGAGUUUUAUGGUCACAACCAUAAGCACUAUGUUUGGAUAGGGGUCAACAAGGCCUAUAGUGAAAAGAAUACCAUCUCCACUGUUAGACAUGGUGGUGACUCACUGAUGUUUUGGGGGGUGUGAGCUCUAAAGGCAUGGGGAAUCUUGGGAAAAUUGAUGGCAAGAUGAAUACACCAUGUUAUUAGAAACUACUGGCAGACAAUUUGCAUUCUUCUGCAUGAAGGCUGCGCAUGGUAGGCACUUGGCCUUUCCAGCAUGACAAUGGUCCUAAGCACAAGGUUACGUUGACCCUUCAGUAGUUACUGCAGAAAAAAGGUGAAGGUUCUGGAGUGGCCAUCACAGCCUCCUGACCUUAAUAUCAUCGAGACACUGUGGGGAGAUCUGAAAUGUGCGGUUCAUGCAAGACGACCAAAGAACUGGAAGCAUUUUGCCAAAACGAAUGGGAAUCUAUACCACCUGCAAGAAUUAGGGGCCUCAUAGCCAACUAUUACAAAACACUGCACGCUGUCAUUGAUGCUAUAGGGAGCAAUACACAUUAUUAAGAACUAAGGGUAUGCAGACUUUUGAACGGGGGUCAUUUCAUUAUUUUAUUUAUUUUUUGUCAUUCUUUGUUUUAUGAUUGUGCCUACAGUUGAAUAUGAAUCCCAUGAGAAAUAAAAGAAAUGUGUUUUGCCUGCUCACUCAUACACAAGGGUAUGCACACUUUUGAGCACAACUGUAUGCUUGAUAAAUAAGGCAAAAUUUUAUUGUAACUUUCAUAAUAAUAGACUUUAAUUUACUAUUAGUGUUCAUUUGGUGGUGGGUGAUAUGUAUCCAUAUAAUGCAUCUCUUGCAUAUAAUAUGUUUGGUGACAAUUCCUCUUCAUAGAGCUAUUUUAGAAUACACAGAACCUGCAAGAUGGGUUUUCCCCAGGGUUCUGAUUGUCUGAUUGAUGUAACGUUUCUGUCACGAUUUCAGAUUGCUGUAACACAUGUACCCGAAGAUGCGUAUGUAUAACCCUGGCCGUUCUGCUCGUGUUGAUGGUUAUUGCUGCUGCCAUUGCAUGCACAGUGACACUUGCCCUCCCGUCACGUACACCAGGUAACAUUCCGUAACACAUUGAUGGGCUAUUAGGUUUUUGUAUGAUUGUUAUAAGCACCAUGGAUGGGGGCAUUCUUUUAAAUCUGAUCUUACUUCUGAGACCUCAAUAUUAUCGGACUUUACCUUCAGUUACUCCAUCAGAACUUUAGUCCCACCAUAUCAGUGAGACCAAUACGUUAUAUUGCCCUACCUAUUCAGACGAACUCAUAUUUUCAAACUCAAAGCCAAAAUUACACAAUUUAUGCCAGGCUAUGCAAACUUUUGAGCACAACUGAACUCUGGGAAAUAGAGGGUACUAUUUCCCAACUUAAUUAUAUUUAUUUGAUUGACCUUGGAAGAUUGAAAACUGAGAUGACCUUAAAAGGUUUUAACAGACAUUACAGUGAUGUCCAAACAAGCUCAUCAGAUUUUUGCUGGUUUACCUCUGUUGUAUCUGUAAUGCAUUGGCAGCAUAACCUUCCGUUUCAUGUUUUUAACUAUUGGCGCAAUCCUUUUCCUGUAUUUAUUUGUUACCUAAUCUACCCAACCACCCAACUUGCAGUUCAAGUUUUUAACUAUUGGCAUAGCCCUUGUCCUGUAUUCAUUUGUCACCUGAUCUACCCAACCACAACUGUGUGGAUGGGUAGCUCAGGUCCCAUUGCCCAGUUUGUACCACCACAUAAGGAAAAGUCAAAAUUAGGGACAUUGUGGGCAGAUUGUUAGUGGAAUGGGGUAUGAGCGGAACUGGGGCCAGGUUCAGACAGUAUUUCAUUUACUCAUAUCCACACUUAUCUCCAUUUUGUCCAUACCUUGGAUAUCCAAGCUCGAUCCACAACAUCUCUUCUUAAUUAACAUUUCUGGUUGAAGAUGCGGAUAAGAAUGGAGGUAUUUUUAUUAUUUGUGUCUAGUUUUUCUGAGAUGUAAAUAUGAUUAUUGACAAGGAAUCCAUACAAAGGUUUAAAUGUAGCCUGAAUCCAACAAGCUGAGCCGGUUUUGGAAAUCAGUUGAGGUGUGUUGAAUCUUUUGAUUUUCUCAUUUUAAGUAACCUUUCUCUUGGUUUCCGGGUUAGUGGUCAUAGGGUUUGAAUGUUGCAUUCUUUAAUGAUAAAUAAAUAUAAUAAACACAAAAAAACUCCUUUAUUCAAUUGUUUAUUUUGAUUAAAACUGUAACAUUUGGAGAAUGAGAGUGAACCUGUAUUAUGGACUUCCUAAUUCCAAUUGAAUACAUAAAUAUCCUUAAAGGGAAACUAUAGUGCCAGGAAAACAGGUGGGUGAGAGCUGCAGCCCAAAUAUACUUUUAAGCAGCCAACCUUGUCUGGUACAAGUUAAGGUAAAAAAAGGUUGGCGCCUUUAAAUUUAUAUUACUGAUUUCCCUCCUGUUAGCUGCCUCACGCUGCGAUCCACAAUUCAGGGCAUGAGCCCUGAGUGCGAGUUUACCGCUACACAAGCAGCGGCCACUGCCCUGCACCUAGCACGCGCUGCUCCUAUUGAAAACUACUCGAUACUUACCCACCGGUUUCCACUCCAUCACACCCCAUGAGGCUGCUUCCCCUGUGUGCACCUGCCCAACAUUUGUGGCAGAAUUACUGCUGAGUUAACUGUGAGACAGUUCAGCCUACUCUUUGUUAGACGCACUGGGUUUAACCGGAGAUGAGUCUGCAUAGGCCCCACAUGUCCUGUAGUGUCUUUCUACAAUGCCUUACCCCAAGGAUAGGCAACCUUUGGCACUCCAGGUAUUGUGGACUUCAUCCCCCAUAAUGCUCUUACACCCAUAAUGCUGGCAAAGCAUCCUGGGAGACGUAGUCCAAAACAUCUGGAGUGCAAAAGUUGCCUAUGCCUGCCUUACCCUAUAAGAACAUUUCCCUAUAAGAAUCUUUGGUUAAUCUGUGUCAGCACUAGUUGUAAAAAAUUCCAUUGAUCUUUGUUCCCAGAGAGUCGCCUAUGUACAACAGGUAAUUAUACCGGAUUUCUGUGUGAUGACAGAAUCACCUGCCUAUUGCCAUCACAAGUCUGUGAUUCCAGCAAUGACUGCGGAACUGGAGAAGACGAAACUACAUCCUUAUGCAGUAAGUAAAACCUCUAUCACAGAAAUAAAUAUGAAUAAAAGAUUGAAUCCCCAUAAUACAAUGUUAUGUCAGAGUGUAUCCAUCCCUAUGUGUAUUUUCUAACUGUACGUCAUGCUGUGUGGUCUUUUAAUAUGUUGGGGAUUGAUAUAUGAUCCUUCAUGGUAUUGUAAUGAUCGAUGUUCUUAUUUCAUCUUGCACGAUAUUACAUAAUUUAUAACGUCUCGGUAUGGAGUAUGGGUUGUUAUGGAAAUUGUAUACUGAUCUGAUUUAGGUUUAUAGUAUGUGUGUGUCAUGGGAGAGAGAAUGCCAUACAAACGAGGAUGGGUUGCAGGAUGGGGGUGAGAAGAUACUGAGUUCUGUCAAAGACAUUCCAAAACAACUCUAUGUCUACCUUCAUGGCCCAGCUAUUUUAAGGAAAGUUUAAUAAAUAAACUCUUCUUUGUCUUUGUGGAGACUGGUUUAUGCUAGUUUGGUUAAAGGGGAACUUGAAUAAACCAUUUAAAAAUCACAUAUAACUUGAGUGAUCUUUUAAAUUUCUAUUAAAUUGUUAGUAAAUUAAAUAAUAAAAUAGAGUAUAAAAGACAAAGUCAGGGCGAACAUUACAAAUAAAGAGGAUAAAUAGAAAAAAAAAAUUUAUUUUCUCUUUUCUCUGUAUGCUUUCUCUAUACUGACUGCCAGGGGCAAUCUGCCCUCUUAUAAUACAGUAAUGACUGACAGGGAGCUAAGAUGGAGGCGUCCAGGUGCAGAAUAACAUUUUGUGUAUUUAUACAUUCAAUUACAUUUUUUCACACCUUGCAAAAAAAAUAUUUGUUAAAUAUAGGGAUAAGUAAACUUAGUAUUAAAAAAUUCAUGGAGGUGACAGUUUCCUUCUAAAGCAGAGCUAUUAAUAAUAAUGGAACCACACACCUACAGUCACCCUGAAUUCUUAAUUCCAGAAACACAAUAAAAAACAUACACAACAACACACACACACAAAAAAAACACUGUGUGUUUCCAGAUGUAUUGUAACUUUUCUUUGGUUAAGAAUUAGAGUAUUUGGAUUUUUGGAGAUUGCCAUAUCAGUAUGCCAUCCUGCAUCCUAUUGUAAUCCUUUAUAUUCUGAUAUAUUGUGAAAUUGUAAUGCCAAAUCAGAUUGCAAGUAACACGAUCUACAUAUAAGCAGAGAUGUGCAUCAAGGACAGACAAUAUAAAGUUACAAAAAUAACAGAUAGGACGACUUCAUACUUUAUUUUGCAGAUAGAUUGGGCAGGGCUGCAAUUCAGCCAGUAAAAAAAAAAAAAACCAUAAAAAACUGCAGCCAAAAUUUAGUGGGUGAUCAAUAGGAAGUGUACUUUUGGUUUCCAACGUUACUAUUUGUUUUGGAAAACCUCCAGCCAAGCGCAGGUAACGUUCUCUUUGUUUUUACUAUGUAUUUUAAGCUGUUGGAUACUACAGUACAGUUUUAUUUGUUGGUUUCCUUUAGUUUGAUGCUGUUUUUCUCACACCCAGUUUGUACUGUGUGUCCCCAGGUAACCUCCCGGAUAGCCUGCCUGGAUAUCUAAUCUUUCGCUGUGGAAACCCAUCAGUCUGGAUCUACAGCAAUUACAAGUGCAAUGAGAUCAAUAAUUGUGGGGACUGCUCGGAUGAAUCGAUGACAUGUGAGUGUCUGGGUGGGUUAAGUGUUGGUAAAGGAGAGUGCUCAAAAAAGUGGACCCGCACACUGGUCAGUAGAGAGAGCAGGACGAACAAAUUGUGACCUUAGGCGGCUGUUAACCUGCCUAAGGCCCUGUGAGAUCUUAAUCCUUCUCUGUCAUUAGAUUCUUCCUGAGAGCCUCAGAAUAACAGUAAAUGGCACAGAUUAACAUUACAUGUUUAGAGCUGUGCUGUUCAACUCAUCCAGUCAUGAGGGAUAUAUUUCCUGUUUUUCCUCAUACAGGAGCAUCACAUAUUUUUGUAAUUCUCUCCCCCCUUCCCAUUAAAGGAUUACUCUAACCCUUUUGAGGGAGUGGGACCUCUUCUGUGUAAAAGGCCCCAUUGGACAAUAGGGAAAAUCCCCCCCUCUCGUGAUUUGCUUUAUGACUUACAAAAUAAAGAUUUUAACUUACCUUGAAUCCAAAGCCAGGCGAAGCUCCCAGCACAAACUUUCACGUCCCCUUUGACGUCACAGGGGCCGCGUGCAGUUUAAUCACAGGCAUCUCAAGAAUUAUUUAACAAACAAUGUGCAACAGAGGGAGGUGGAGGGAGCGCAAUAAGGGUGGAAGGGGAUAACAAUUUUUCACUUGCAGGUGAAUUUGCCUGCUGGGCUUCAUGACGACAGACAUAUUUGAUGCACAUAGGAAUGGAACUGCCCCUGAGAAGCAGUACGACUUGAAGCGAGGUCACCUGCAAAGCAGCAGAGAAAGGGUGCACCUAUUGUGACAGACCACCUGGUCACCCUCGACUGGUACAUGUCUCCCAACCGCCACCUUCCUCCAAAAAGGACUAUAUCGCAAUCAUUUACCUCUCCAGCUCAUGCCUCCCAACCCAUCUCUGCCACCUCGGAGCACUCAUAGGCCAGCUGGGGAGCUGUUGAGGCAUGGUACGCCUGAUCAGGAGCUACCCACAAACCUUCUAGAACUCCUGAUCGGAUCGUGGCUGGGUAAAACCUUGACGAGGGUGCUCUUGGUCCUAGAACUACCAUUCAGGGCACUUUUUGGAGGUGUGACAGAGGAGGAGAACCUGAGAAAGCACCAUUAGUUAAGGUGACUGUGACUUCUACCCAGCGGUGUGGAACUGAGCUGGAUCGGAGGAUGGUCAACUUCCAUCUAAUUCGGGCUAGAUACCUCCGAUUCGAGUGCUUCUAGGACAUAUUAGAAGCUUCUCGAGGAUGGCACUAUUGUCGGGAUGUUGGCACGGGGGGAACCCUAAGUUUUACCUGUUUCUCUUAAACCAGUGCCAAGGUGUCCUGCUGCUAAUUAAAUGAUCAGGUCAGGUACAGACACAAAGGUGCUGCGUAUGUCGCAUUUCUAUUGCUUUCCUUGGGGACCUCCUGUUGAGGCCCCAGGUAUAAAAGUGUGACUGUUUGACAAUAAUAGCAGUUCUUCUUCACACUUUACUAAGUCUUAACUAGUGUUUGGGUGAGACAGCUACAAACAAAAUGGCAAGGAGCUUUGGGUACUUGUGGGUAUAGCCCCACACCUAUGAAUUAAUGAAGUGGUGGUAGAGUUGUUGAAAGAUUUGUAGGUAAGAGUCAAAGGGACACUGUAGUAUUAGGAAUACAAUACUGUGGUCUGGAUGGCUAUAGUCCCUUUAUAUAUUGCAUUUGUAUUUGUAAUUGUUUUCUUGGUGUUACUGAAUUAAUAGCAGAGCUUUACCUUACAUAAUAAAUAUGUUUAGAAACCAGUUUGUGUAAAUAAGAUACAUAGUUUUUGUUAUAAAUUAGAUUUAUAUGCAUAAUUUUAAAUUUCUCAGAACCAUACUUACCCUGGCCACACAUUAACUUAAACUUCUAAAAGUAAAGCGUCCUUCUUUGUCUCCUUGAAUGAAACCGUAUUUUAUAAUAAAUACUCCCCCCAGUCUUAAGUAAGGAAUAUGUAUAUGAUACUUUUCUUUUCUACCCCACAGUUGCCUCCUGCCCUUCAUGUGGCUCUGACUGGUGGACGUGCACUCCUGUUCUCUACCAAUAUUGCAACUGCAUCCCACGGAGCCUGUGUAAGAAUGGCGUCCAGGACUGUACAAACUGGUCUGACGAGUAUGUGUGCUCCUAAUGACAUGAAUAAUGUGUAUUUAUCAUGCACAGUAUAAAUUAAAAUUGAUGAUUUGCAUGUUUAUUGCAAAUUAUUAGGGCAUCCCUCAUGGCAGUUCUCUGCCACCUGCUCCAAGCAAACCCCUAAUAAAAUCUGCUCUGGCAGUUGCCCCAAGAUCAAUGCACUUUAAUUUUUUUAAUUAUUAUUAUUUUUUUUUAAGUGGGAGGGGGACCUUUGUGGUGUAAUAUGCUCUACUGGGAAUUGUGGAGAAGUGCCCCCUCUCAAUUAAUAGUAAAACCUGCAAAUAAAAGGUUUACUCAUCUGGAUUCCAGCGCUAGUCGAAGCUCUCGGCGCUAAUCUUCCGAACCCCUUCCAAUUUCACUUGGGCUGUGAAUGGUUCAAUCAUAGGCUUCUUAUAGAAAAACCUGUCAUUGGACUAUUUAGCAGGCUCAGAGCACAUGCGUGUGCGUGUUCCAGUCAAGGGAGUGGGGAGGGAGGUUUUUCUUUUUUAAGAACAAAACAACCCAACAAUUGUUCAACAAUGGGAGGGAGAGCCCAGAGGGAGGGAAAGGAGAGCGAGCUGGGAAAAUAUUUUAAUGUCUGUUGGCACCGUGCAGUGCGCGCUGCCAAAAGAUGUAAUUUAUGCACAGAAUUGACAUUAGACAGCCCAGAACUCCAAUGUCACGUGUACUGGGGAAUGCAACUAGCCCACAGUAAACAAUUACAAAUAUCUACAGAUUGUGCAGUGUUUCAAGCUGAAAUAUUACACAUACUGACUCCUACCACCAUGAAACUGAAGUGGUCAUGGUGGUUGGAGUAACAGUUUAUAUAACGAUUAAAGACAAUGGAAUCUAUGGGGGAGGAAAUGAGUCACUGUCUGAAGUUUAGGGUAAAUUAAAACACUCAUCGUGGAAGUUACCAUCUAUUUUUUAACCCCUUAAGGACACAACUUCUGGAAUAAAAGGGAAUCAUGACUGAAUAUUUCCGUCAUGUGUCCUUAAGGGGUUAAAUAAUUAUACAAGAGACAUUUCAUCUAUUAAAAAAAAAAAUGUAGGGGGGCGUGGCCACGCGACGAGCCAGGACGGACGUGUAAGCCGCAAGCUCCCGCACACGAGGCUCUACUCAGCGACUAAAACGGCGAAAUAAACUAAAGUCACGAGCUCCCCUGGGUGUACAAAGAACAUGGCACACCGGCUACUAAAAAACCCAAACAAAAAACGGCAGACCUGCUGAUAUCGGCACUUACAGCGCCGAGACAAAAAAUCCAAGAUGGCGCCGAUAACCCGUCCUCGCCGGCUUCCUGCUCGGACGGCAGUGACAACACAUCUGUCUCCACACAUGCCUCUGCACCAGCCACAGAUUCUUCCAUACACAGAAUGCUAGAAGAACUCAAAAACUCCAUGCAUAUGGAAUUCACAAAACUGGCAAGAGACAUUAAAGCUGACAUACAUGCCAUAGGUGAGCGUACUGCCCAUCUGGAAGAUAAAACAGAUGAGAUCAUAAGUGCCCAUAACACACUGGCUGAUGCAUAUAC